CCACCGCUACCCUUAUUUUCGUUUCAAUGUCAUAGGAACAGUUUCCCUUCUCUAAAUUGUAGUGUAUAGGUGUUCUGUGGGUAACUCUGUUCUGUGGGAGUAGCAGUGGUAGUAGUGUAUCGUGUUCUGUGGUGUACUACUGGUAUAUAGGUGUUCUGUGUGGGUACCGCCAUUCGAACAUGUCCGCGGUAGCGCACAACAGAGCUUUACUGUACCGUUUCCCUCUGAAAGUUAUGUCGACGUUUGUGUGACCGUACCGCCAUUCGGAUAUGUCCGCGGCAGCGCACCACUACCACUAUGGCGAUGGACGUGCAUCGAGCGCCGAAGUGUAUCUGCAUCGGCUCUCGGGCCAAGAAAAAGAGCCGCACAUAGUGAGCGUCGAUCACAGCUACGCAAAGGCGUGGAACGCCCACCCAGACUCGCAUCAUGCGAAACCAGCGAAGCUCCUCUUCAUGAAGGAUGUGUUUGUUUCCGAGGGCAGGAGCGGAGGCGAAAACGUGCUGGUCAACGUGGAAGCGUGGAAGGGCGCGCGCACGCGUCCGUACGAUGGAAGCAAGACGCGCAACCUGAUGAGCGAGUGCGAGCGCAGCGCGUCGCUUUCGUGCCGGCCGGACGCCUCGUGGGACUGUGCCGUGAAGCGGCUCGGCUGGACCGGUUCGCAGCAGCGGCUGUUCAACCAGGUGAUGCGGCUGCUGCACGCCGACCGCUUGGCCAGAUUGGCGUACUGCGACAACGCGAACGAGCCCGUUCUGCGGCGACUAGCGGUGGACCGCACGGCUCGCCGCUUGAGGCGCAUCGUGGCUAGCUGGGACCUGAAGCUGCUCCAGUGGCUGCAUCAGGUCCUGAUGGAGAAGGCCAGCGUCUCGUAUGUGGCGGCCUACUUGGACGCCCUGCAAGCCCUGCGUGCGCACCUGCCCCAUCUCGUCGACCGACUGGUGGGCCACUCCAUGGGCUCGGUACUGCUGCGCCGACCGUGGGACCCCGUGGCGCCGUUCCUGAGCCAGCACAAGCCCAAGCGACUGCCGUGCGCCCCCCUGCUGCUGGUGUGCUCCGGCGGGCCGCGGCCCCAGGUGCCCGGACUGCCCAAGUUCUGGAGCUCCCAGCUGUCGGUGCUUGGCAAGCUGGUGACCGUCGAGCCGACCAUCGCCGCUGGCCCCGGCGCCACGCUCAACCAGGUGCUCGAGGCUACGGUGGCCGCGGCGCGGGCUAAGGUGCUCGAGCUCCGCAGCAGCUUUUCUUCGCGUCCCAUCGUGCUCGUAGGCUGGAUGGUGGGUGGCCUGGUGGCCUGCCAGGUGUCCUUGUUCGAAUCGGUGGCGGCCGUGGUGUGCUUCGGCUUCCCGCUGGUCGGGCUGGGCGGACCGCGGGACGUGGACGACCCGGUGCUGGACAGCCACACGCCCACGCUUUUCGUGGUUGGCCAGAAUGCCCUGUCAUGCAGCAUGGACGAGCUGGAGAACUUCCGAGAGCAUAUGAAGGCCGUCUCGGGCCUGGUGGUCGUCGGGGGAGCCGACGAUGCGCUGCACAUGUGCGCCCUUAAGAAACGACUCGAGGGUGUCACGCAGUCAAUGGUGGAUCGGUGCAUCUUGGAUGAAGUUGGAGCAUUCCUACAGUGGGUGCUUAGUGCCCCCCUCAUGGGUCCCGCCGGAAGCAUGGCAACCACCGCACGACGGUGUUCGCCGGAAGUUGCCCGUCGUCAGGGCCGGCCAUUCUAUCACCCAACUAGCAGCUUGAACGUGGAGCCUGCCUUGAAAUCUAGCAUCGUGGCGACAAAGCGUGGCUCUGGCCGCCGCAUCGGCCGACCCCCCAAGCAGAUCAUCGAAAAAUCCAUGUUCAGUACUUUUGCAGCAUCCCUGAAAGAGCCCCUGCAUGGCAAACGUGCUCCAUCCUUGCAAAGUGACCCACCCCCUGACGUGCCACUCAGCCAAUCAAGUGAGGUUGACCUUAUGCCGACAUCCUCCCUUUGGUCGCAAUCCCUUAUUGCAGACCCUCAAAGCAGUCCCUGCUCUUCGCCAAUGUCCUCACCCCUGGGUCGAUUUCAACACAAGGACCUGAGCAACACGAUGCUGCCUGAUGAGGCAAGCCCAGCAACCAAAGAGGAAGGCAAAUUUGUCAGCUUGGCAGACGGUGGUGUACGCACAAGCCAGCUAGAGAAGCCACUGAGUCAAGCCACGACAACACAGGCAGCGUGCCAAAUGGUGUUGCCAGCCAGUGGUACCAUCUCCAUGGUUGUGACACCAACCAAGAUGGAACUGCUGUCAGGUCAUUCAGCGAGUGAGGCAACAAUGCAGCCAAGCAGUGCACUAGAAAUGCUGGCAGAGGCCUCAAGCAAUCACAGUGACACUGUGCAGGUCGGCAUCCGACAGAAAGCUUCUCUACCUUCAACAGCAGCAACAAGAACAAGAAAAGUUCGAAUGCCGCGCUUUUACGACAGCUAAAACAAACAUCUGGGUGUUAUUGUUUGUAGUGUAAGUUUGCCACAGUAAAACGAUAUCCCAUGUCAUACUACAACACAGUUGAUUCUUUUCAGCUCCAUCUAUUGGCGCGUAAAAUUGUUCUUCAGCUCGGCAUUCAACACAAGACAGUACACAAUGCAGGAAGCAGCACAACAGAUAAUCUUUUUUCUAGACUACUGCAGUACUUGGCACUAACACCAUUAUUCUUGAGUAAACACUUCCGUAUUCUUUAUUAAACAUUAAUAUUGUUUGUUAAUGAUUUUAUGAAGAUAGCAGUGGUGCCUCCCUUCGGUGCUAUUGUAGGUGUCAAUUUUGGAAUUAAAAUCUGGACAUCCAUCCCCGACAACUACUUAAGUAACAUUGAAGUAUGUUUUUAACAUGAUAGAGCUUGUUUCGUAGAAAUUCCGGUGUCUGUGAUUGCGGGCAAAAAAUAAUCUUUUCCGUGAUCAAAAAAUUAAUAGUGUAAUUGAGUAAUAAAAAAAUUAGGGAACCGUAAAUAUUAGCCUUUAGGAAUUGAACCCGAUAGUAA
Rhipicephalus microplus (southern cattle tick) is the source of this 2982-nucleotide messenger RNA. RefSeq names its product Reduction in Cnn dots 1 (gene Rcd1). The record is from RefSeq and is a predicted model, not a curated record. Gene Ontology annotation, cellular component: NSL complex. Gene Ontology annotation, biological process: positive regulation of transcription by RNA polymerase II. NCBI's taxonomy places the organism in Eukaryota, Metazoa, Arthropoda, Arachnida, Ixodida, Ixodidae.